UUUCGUUCUGCUCCGGAAUCAAUCUCAACCAUCUGCCCAUCACUAGCUCCGCCCACCGCUAGGUUUGUUUACAUCGUCCGGUGGCGGUGCGUUGUGCCGCUUUGCUGCAAAUUGUGCGUGAAAAUUGAUGAAUUCUGUAUGAAAUAGUAUGUGAAAGUUGUGAAACAGCCUCAGAAUGUCUGCUGAUUUAAGGAUUGUUAAACUGUUCGAGGAAGUCGUGGAGGAUAAAAACAUUGUCCCCAACUUCGAUGAGGAGGAGCAGCGCAAAAAGACCGAGGAGGGGUACAAGAAGAUCGGCACGCUGUUCGGUGCGAUGGCGCCCGAGUCGAAGGAGGCAGCGAUCCGGAACUAUCUGGGGUACGUGGCGAGCGUCAACCACCAGAACCGGGUGCACAACUAUCUGCAGGUGAUGAACCGGAUGGUGGCGCUGAACAUCAUACCGGCCAAGCUGCUGUGCGAUCAGCUGAUGUGCUCGGAAAAGCUGGUGUACAAGAAUCCGUGCUUCUGGAUCGAGGCGUUCCGCCUCAUCAGGAAGGUGAUUGGUGGCGUGGACUACAAGGGCGUGCGGGAAAUCAUGAAGUGCUGCAAGGAGAAGGCGCUAUCGUUCCCGGCGAGCGUGAGCGUUAACAUACUGCCCCAGCUGCUCGAGCUGGUCGAGCUGAUCGAGCACAUCUUCAACCGGAACGCGUGCCUGCUGCCGGCGUACUUCAUCAUCAACGAGAUCAAGAAGACGGACUACCAAAACAUGCACUGGCGCGUCUCGAACCUGACCGCGAACUUUAUCGAGGAGUUUGUGUCGGUCGCGCAGAUGCUGUCGAUCAUCGGCCACUCGGCGAUGCUGCCGAUCGUGGAGCAUUCGUCGUACGCGGACAAUCUCAUCAUCCCGUGGAAGCUCGAUCCGGACACGCUGAAGCUGUCGCUGCGCGGGAACCUGCCGUACGACGAGGAGCUGUUGCAGCCGCAGGCCCGCCUGCUGCGGUUCGUGCUGCAGCAGCCGUACUCGCGCGACAUGGUCUGCUCGAUGCUGAACUUCCAGAAGCAGCAGAAGCAAAAGUGUGCCGCCCUGGAGGAGCAGCUCGUGUGGCUGGUGCUGAACGCGAUGGAGUGCUCGGAGAAGGAGGCAGCGCAGGGCGGUCAGGGUGCGGCCGGCGGAACGGGGAUGAAUGAGCACGAGGGUGACCAGAGCCACACGCAGUGGAUUUGGCUGCACCUCAGCUCGCAGCUGAUUUACUUCGUGCUGUUUCAGUUUGCAACGUUUCAGAACAUUGUGAACACGCUGCACGAGAAGCUGGCGGUGCGGAAUCUGCGCCGUGGGCGGGACCACUUGAUGUGGGUGUUUCUGCAGUACAUCUCGGGCAGUAUACAGAAGCACUCGAUACUGAACUUUCUACCGAUACUGAAGCUGUACGAUAUACUGUACCCGGAGAAGGAACCGCUGCCAGUGCCGGACAAUAACAAUCCCAACUGUACCCACCAGAUGGCACCGACCUGCAUCUGGAUUCAUUUGAUGAAGCGUGCCCAAACGGAAAACUACAACAUCAAUCGACCCGUGCCGAUUGCGCUGCGCCUACACUUUGAGUACCUGCAGCAUCUGGCCAUGCCGAGCAACAAUCCGACCCUGUUUAUGGGGUCCGAGUAUCGGUUCGCGCUGCUGUGCAAUGCGUACUCCACGCAGACGGACUACUUUUCCCGCCCCAUGCAGGCGCUGAUCGAUACGAUACUGGGGAAUAGCAAAAACCCGCAGGCGAACAUGGUAGGCGGUGGUCAGCCGCUGCCGACGGCACCGCUGUCGAUGCGCGUCCUGGACAGCCUGACGAUCCACAGCAAGAUGUCGCUCAUACACAGCAUCGUGAUGCACAUGAUCAAGCAGGCGCAGAACAAAAGCUCCAUCCCGAACGGGAACAACAUGGCGCCGGCACUGGUGGAAACGUACUCGCGCCUGCUCGUGUACACCGAGAUCGAGUCGCUGGGGAUAAAGGGUUUUCUGGGGCAGCUGCUGCCGCAGGUAUUUAAAUCGCAAGCGUGGGGCAUACUGUACACGCUGCUGGAGAUGUUCUCCUACCGGAUGCACCACAUCCAUUCGCACUAUCGCGUGCAGCUGCUGACCCACCUUCACUCGCUCGCCUCCGUGCCGCACACGAAUCAGAUGCAGCUACACUCAUGCGUUGAAUCCACCGCGCUCCGCCUGAUCAUCGGGCUCGGUUCGGUGGAGGUACAGGCGCAGCUUUCCCGCUACGUCAGCGAACCGAAACCACCGGGCAACAUUGUGUCGGGCGAAAGUGAAGAGCUGAACCGUGCGCUCAUCCUCACGCUUGCCCGCUCGAUGCACAUUACCGGCACCGGGAACGAUCCCCAGUCCAGCGCCUGGUGUAAGGAUCUGCUGCAAAACAUUAUGGUCAAUACGCCGCACGCCUGGCCCCAGCACACGCUGUACUGCUUCCCGCCCGUGCUGAACGAGUUCUUCAUGCAGCACAACAUACCGAAGGAAAGCAAGCAGCUGCUGAAGAAAACGGUCGACGAAGAGUACCGCAACUGGGCGUCGAUGACGAACGAAAAUGACAUCAUUGCGCACUUCGGCAUGACGGUCAAUCCGCCGCUGUUCCUGUGCCUCGUAUUCAAGAUGAUCAUCGAAACGGAUGGCAUCAGUCCGGUGGCGUACAAAAUUCUCGAACGCAUCGGAGCGCGUGCGCUUUCGACGCAUUUGCGCAAGAUGUGCGACUAUCUGCUGUUUGAGGUGGCCAACUCGGGUGGUGGUGCGCACGUGAACAAGUGCGUCGACACGAUCAACGACAUGAUCUGGAAGUACAACAUCAUUACGAUCGAUCGGUUGGUGCUGUGCCUGAUACUGCGCACGCUAGAUGGCAACGAGGCGCAGGUAAGCUUCUACAUCAUACAGCUGCUGCUGCUGAAAACGACCGAGUUCCGGAAUCGGGUGCAGGAGUUCAUUACGAUCAACUCGCCGGAACACUGGAAGCAGAACAACUGGCACGAGCGGCAUCUGGCGUUUCACCAGAAGUUCCCGGAAAAGUUUGCCCCGGACGAGUCCGUCUCGCAUCCGUCGCUGCCGGUGUACUUUGGCAAUGUGUGUUUGCGGUUCCUACCGGUGCUGGAUAUUAUCGUGCACCGGUACCUGGAGGUGCCGACGCAGCUGAGCAAAACGCUCGACGUUAUACUGGACCAUUUGGGGUCGCUGUACAAGUUUCACGACCGUCCCAUUACCUACCUGUACAACACGCUGCACUAUUACGAGCGUAAGCUGCGUGAUCGGCCACAGUUGAAGAAGCGUUUGGUUGGCACAGUUGUUGGAUCGCUGAAAGACGUACGACCGGAGAAUUGGGCCCUUACCGAAGCCUACCAGGCGUACAUGAUGACGAAAGAGUCGGACAACGUGAACUGGGUGCCGGAGUUGAGCUAUUACAUCAAUCUUGUCCGUCGCAUGCAAGACACUAUGGAUGGGAAGAAUAUAUUUGCAGGCACCGACUGGCGGUUCAACGAGUUCCCGAACCCGCCGGCCCACGCGCUGUACGUGACGUGCGUCGAGCUGCUCGGGCUGCCGGUUGGGCCGAGCGUGGUCGCCAACAGCAUCAUCGACGUGCUGGUCAAGGGCUACCCGGUCGUGCCGAACGGUGUGAUACACAACUGGGCCAACACGAUCGGGCUGAUAAUGGCCGCCCUGCCCGAGGCGUACUGGAGCGUGAUCUACGAGCGGAUGCAGGAAGCGCUCAGCUCGAAGGCGAUGAAGGAAUGGACCUACCGGCAGAGCCCGUUCGAUAUGUUUAACUUCAAGAUCGUGAAGGAGGCAAUGCUCGACCGGAGCUACGUGACGGUGCUGGCGAUCGUGCACAGCAUAUUCCACCACUUUGGAAUAGGGCAGCUGGCAACGAUUACCGACUCAAUCAAGGAAAAGCUGAAGCCACUGGUACACACCGAGUAUCAGCUGAUCUACCUUUGCCACGUGGUCGGGCCGUUCCUUCACCGGCUAAGCAUCGAGCGGGCCCGCGCAGUGGCGGAUAUCACGCUCAUGCUGUACGAGCUGCUGGAACAGGUGGACAAGGCGCAGCCGGCACAGCCGCUGCGCUACAUGGAUCCGAUUUGCGAUUUGCUGUACCACAUCAAGUACAUGUUCGUGGGCGAUACGAUGAAAACGGAGCUGGAAGCGAUCAUUCGCCGGCUGCGACCGGCGCUACAGAUGCGGCUGCGGUUUAUAACGCGCCUGAAUGUGGAGGAGAUUGGCGUCGAUCAGAAUGCUGCUGCUGCUGCUGCUGCUGGAGGUGCUGGCGGUGCUGCAACGGCCACCGGGCAGGGAGUGGCAGGAGCUGGACCUGGGGUUGGUCCUCCCCCGGGCGGUGUAGCUGCUGGUGCACCCGGCGCAACGCAGGGAGUCGUUGCAUCGGGACAGGCAGCAACAGGUACGGCGGCGGGACCACAACAGCCCCAGCAGGUUGUAGGCGUUGUGGGUAAUCAAAACGUUGCGUUACAGCAACAACUGCAGCAGCAACAGAUGGGUCAGGGCAUUCAAUCGCAUCAUUAAACUGCAACCAUAACUUGACUGGAGGAUUUGGGAGAAGACAUAACGACAUGAUUUGUCCUUGCAGACUACUUCUUCUUUAUUUGAUAAGUGUGUAGAAGAUCUAAUGCUAUACAAAUAGGAAUAUAAUUACGCUACAUCGAA
Messenger RNA from Anopheles coluzzii, 4672 nucleotides. RefSeq names its product mediator of RNA polymerase II transcription subunit 23 (gene MED23). The record is from RefSeq and is a predicted model, not a curated record. Bases 176 to 4531 code for a protein of 1451 amino acids. The transcript has 7 exons. Gene Ontology annotation, biological process: regulation of transcription by RNA polymerase II; positive regulation of gene expression. NCBI's taxonomy places the organism in Eukaryota, Metazoa, Arthropoda, Insecta, Diptera, Culicidae. Gene Ontology annotation, cellular component: transcription regulator complex; mediator complex.